GUUGUAAACAAUAAUAUCAGUGGAACAUUUGGCUCCUGGCCAACAGUACGUGCCAGGACUAGUAAAAAGCCACAGCAACAAUGGUUACGAGCAUACGAGUAAUAGUUGGAAUUAUAGCAUCUGCAGUCAGUAUAGUCCUCUAUGCAGUUCCAAUAUUGACGUUUAAAAGAGUGAUAAAGGAGGCUAGUGUUCGAGAAUUCUCAUGUGUACCAUAUAUCCUAGCGUUGUUCAGCACACUAACAUACAGCUGGUACGGCUUUCCAGUUGUGAGUUAUGGUUGGGAGAACCUGUCAGUCUCCGGUACGUGCUCAAUAGGAGGAAUCUUUGAAACCUUAUUCAUCAGCAUAUACAUAUGGUUUGCGCCAAGAGAAAAAAGGAAAUUUGUCAUGCUAAUGGUCUCUCUAGUGCUGGCAAUCUUCUGUGUAACUGCAUGUGUCUCAAGCCUUAUCAUCCAUACCCACCAUAUGCGCAAGGUAUUUGUUGGAAGUAUUGGUAUAGUAACUGCCAUGUCGAUGUACAGCUCUCCGCUUGUAGCUGUGAAACAAGUUAUGAGGACGAAAAGUGUUGAGUUCAUGCCUUUCUACUUGUCAUUGUUCUCCUUCUUAACCAGUUUAAUAUGGAUGAUAUAUGGAAUACUAGGAAGGGAUCCUUAUAUCACGUCGCCAAACGCUGCGGGAUGUUUCACAGGGAUUCUUCAGUUGGCUGUCUACUGCAUUUACAGCAGAUGCAAGGAACCUCCAAAAAAACUCAGCGAUACAGAGCAGGCAAAUGACAUGGACGUGGUAACUACUUGUGAAGAAGCAAACGGAUUUAAGCCUUGACUACACGCUGUGCUCCAGAAAUAUAUACCGUUGUAUAGGCCAGGAACAUUAUGUUCCCAAUAACGCAUAGGCCAGGAUGUUAUUUCGGUGAAAUAAAGCUUCGUCCUUUAUUUCUUUAAAAAAAAUAUG
Messenger RNA from Setaria italica (foxtail millet), 950 nucleotides. RefSeq names its product bidirectional sugar transporter SWEET3a. The coding region runs from base 81 to 821 and encodes 246 amino acids. NCBI's taxonomy places the organism in Eukaryota, Viridiplantae, Streptophyta, Magnoliopsida, Poales, Poaceae. Gene Ontology annotation, biological process: carbohydrate transport. Gene Ontology annotation, molecular function: sugar transmembrane transporter activity. Gene Ontology annotation, cellular component: membrane. The transcript is spliced from 6 exons. The record is from RefSeq and is a predicted model, not a curated record.